Lampris incognitus (smalleye Pacific opah) is the source of this 1497-nucleotide messenger RNA. RefSeq names its product D-aminoacyl-tRNA deacylase 2 (gene dtd2). Gene Ontology annotation, biological process: tRNA metabolic process. The transcript is spliced from 3 exons. Gene Ontology annotation, molecular function: D-tyrosyl-tRNA(Tyr) deacylase activity. The coding region runs from base 168 to 662 and encodes 164 amino acids. Lineage: Eukaryota; Metazoa; Chordata; Actinopteri; Lampriformes; Lampridae. Gene Ontology annotation, cellular component: cytoplasm. The record is from RefSeq and is a predicted model, not a curated record.
UCCGUUCGGGUCCUUUCACUUACAGAGUGGCGCUUUUGGUUUCAAUUCAAGAGAGCCCUUCAACAGGGGUCAGAUUUAUGUAGUUUGGCUGUAGCUAGACCUUCCGUGCCGUCAUUGCCAAGUUAACACAACUAAUAUAAAAAAAAUAAUAGAGAAAAGCUGAGAAGAUGACGGAGAAAACGGCUCCUUCGACACUAGCCAGAACAGUGUUGCAACAGUGUCUGCAUGCAAGACUGCAAGUCAGACCUCCGGAUGGGGAAUCGGAGGGAGAAUGGGUCGAGAUUGACAGAGGGAUGGUGAUUUACAUCUGCUUCUUCAAAGGAGCUACAGAGGAGAUCUUGCCCAGGAUGGUAUCCACCCUGUUGAACCUGAAGCUGUGCGAGAACGACUCGGGGAAGUACGUAUCGGUGUUUGAGCUCCCCGGCAAUGUGCUGAUAGUUCCCCAGGCCACACUGGGAGGCAAGGCCAAGGGAAAGGGUAUGCAGUACCACAGUAACGUUGGCAAGGAGGAUGGGCUCCGGCUCUACAGCGGCUUUGUGGCGCUGUGCGAGAAGGAACUGCAGACCGGAAGAGGAGUGACGAUUAAACAUGGGACGUAUGGGAACAGACAGGUGCUGCAGCUUGACACCAAUGGACCGUACACCCAUCUGGUAGAUUUCUGAGCCCCAGGUGGGAAAAUGUAGGAUAUGUGUCUUCUUGGUGCUCUGUGGGGUUGUGUGAUUACAGCACAAAACAGUGUCCCUGGAAAGGGCAUUCAACCCACACUAACACCAGGGAAGCUGCUCGGUGGUGAUGGCAGAAGACUGUGACUGUACAUUGAAUCUUUUCAUACCAGUGCUGAUAAAGAAUAUACAAUGCUGAGUUAGAGUUUCUGCUGGAAAAUAUAGGUUUUAAAAAGUUUUUUUUUUUUUACAUUGAGUGAGGAGCUUUCCUGUGUAUCCCACCUUUCUCCCUGUUUCCUGUCUAGCCUCACAGUUCUGCUCAAUAAAUGUAAAACAUGCCAAAAAGUCUAUAAAGAAAAUAAUAAUAUCAAGCUUAAUUCUCGAAGACAACUGCCAGACAAGGUAGAGGUCACUUAUUGGAAAACUGCCUGCUUUACAGUUGACAAGUAUUAUUUUUUUUGUCUUUCUGUUCAGCGCUGGUUUUCAGCUCUGAAAUGAACUGUUGCUGGUAGUGAUUUCAUGUUCCUCUUCUCAAGUUGUCACUUCCCUUCCAGUUGAUUUAAAAUUCACUCUCUCUGAAAAUGAAAACAAUCAUGCAAACAUAAUCUUGCAUUUUUACUUUCACUCUGCUGAUAUUUGAUUUCAGUUUUAUUUUAUUUAUCCUUUAUUAAGCCAGAAAGAUCCCACUGAGAUACAUUAUCUCUAUUUACUGGGGAUUCCUGGUCAAGAUAACAAAAAAAAGUUUCCAUAUCAGUGAGAAAAAUGUAAAGUCUAUGAGAAAGACAUAAGCACUAAAUAAUAAGACUUGAACCAAUAAAGAAGAAAGAAAGCCGUG